AUGUCCAUAUGGAGAAUUCGAGUAAAAUAUUUGUAGCUUAGUUUUUUUUCCUUUUUUACAUAAAAGUUUUAUUUUCUUUGCAUUUUCUCAACUUCAUAAUUUGAUUGAAUAAUAAUUAUAAGCUAGAAAUUAUAAUUGAGCAAUUGCAAUUAUGUCGGCACGACGCAAAUCAUCAGCAAAUAUUCAACCAAACAAAACUCAAAGAAAUCCUUUGAAUAAUUUCAAUAUUAAGAACGAAACUUUAAGAAACGAAGCAAAAGGAACAAAGCCGACUUGUGAAGCUGCUAGCGUUAAAGAUGUUCUCGUCAUGGCAGUGUUGCAUUUGUGCAAGAAAACAAUUUUCUUCGAUGUUCGAUUAAAGGUUGCGUUGUAUCUUGCGGCACUGUUUGUAGUUUCACUAAUUGGAGACUUCAUACCAUUUCCCAAGUCAUAUUUCGCAAGAUCCGAUAAUCUCUUUAAUGUUUAUUUUGUGAAACUUGGAUGGUUUUGGACUUUACUCUUCAGCUCACCUUUUUUGUACUUUACUAACUUGACACUUUGUUGUGGCAACUUUCAGCGAUUUCUUAAACAUCACGUGCCACGUCUUCUAAUUGCAACUAUCUUCUGGUAUUGUUGGACAAGUAUUUUCAAUGUCAUCGAGAAUGCUUACGGUCGUUGUAACAUGCGUGGAUACGAAACAAAGAGAGGAUGUCUAAAAGCUGGUCAUUUCUGGAGUGGAUUUGAUAUCUCAGGUCAUGUUUUUAUUCUCAUAUAUUCAUCAUUGGUGCUUAUCGAAGAAGCAAGACCAAUAGUUGGAUGGGACAACAUUAAAGAGCAUUUAAGGGUUGAAGAUCACAAUCGUAAGACGCAAGAUUCGUCAUCAUCACUUAAUCCAUUGAGAAAUUUGAAUGAGGAUGAAAUUACAUCACUAAAGUUUUUAUAUUCGAAGUAUACACCAAUUAUUAAGCUUCUGUUCGUUGCCAUUACAAUUCUACAACUUCUUUGGGAUAUAAUGCUUGUCUGUACGAUGCUUUAUUAUCAUCGGAUGGUGGAGAAAGUUGCUGGUGGAAUAAUAGCAAUUUGUACUUGGUACUUCACUUACCGUGCUUGGUAUCCGUCCAAAUCUAUUCUUCCUGAUGCAGCUGGAAAAGGACCUUUCAUUUAUCAACAAAAGGCUGUACAACCUAGUUCAGUAGCAAGACGAAAUAGUUUAUUAACGAAUAAAACUGCAAAGCCAUCGACAUCGAGUGAACUCCCAAAGUUUAUGGAAAUAAAUAGAAGUUUUAAAGUCAAAAACAUAAUAAUGGGAGCUUUAGAACAACUGGUUGAAAUGGGAUUUCCAAAAGAAAAAGUGGAAAAAGCAAUCUCGAUUAUUGGCGAUAAUACAGAACAGGCAAUGGAAUGGUUGUUAGCACAUAGUAAUGAUGAAGAACCGAUUUCAGUGCCGGCUUCUGAAACAGUUUCGGCAGUGACUCCAAUAGAAACAGACACAAGUGUUGAAAUUAAAAACGAUGAGUCAUCCUCAGGCGAAGGAUCCUCGUCAAUAUCUGCAGAAGCGAAAAGUAUCAAGUGCGAGGAUUGUUCACGAUUGUUUAAGACUCCUUUAGAAGUAGAAUUUCAUGCCACAAAAUCAGGACAUACAAAUUUUUCUGAAUCAAUUGAAGAGAAGAAGCCACUGACAGAAGAAGAGAAAAAGGCGCAAUUGAAACUCAUCGAGGAGAAAAUCGCUAAGAAGCGAGCUGACCGUGAAGAAAAAGAAAAACAGGAAAGUUUAGAUCGUGAACGUAUGAGAAUUAAAUCUGGAAAAGAUUUAACAGAAGUUCGUCGCAAAAUGGAAGAAGACGAAAUGAAGAAAAUUGUUGAAGAGCGUAAACGAGAUAAAGCUGAAGAAAAAGCUGCAAGAGAUCGGGUUAAAGCACAAAUUGAAGCUGACAAGGCAGCACGACGAGCCAAGUCUGGCCAACCUGUGAUUGAAAAGCCCACGCAAUCUCAAGUCCAACCACAAGCAGUUGUGUCACCACCAAAAGAUUACAAGCAAACACGAAUCCAAAUACGCUUGCCUAAUGGAACAACCAUUGCCGAAACCUUUGAUAAAAAUGAACAACUCGCAGCUGUUAGACUUUUCGCACAAUUAAAACAAGGAGAUGAAGUUGGCUUGAUGUCUUUUGGGAUGAUGACAACAUUCCCACGAAAAGUGUUUGGCGCUGAUGAUUACGAGCAGACACUUGAACAACUUGGUUUGGUUCCAUCAGCAACUAUCAUCAUCACUCGUGUGGUUUCUUAACUUCUCGACUUCCUCAAAUGUUUUUUCAACUUUAAUCUAAAUUCAAAAUAAAUUUGAAAUUUUUUAAUCUU
Clunio marinus is the source of this 2334-nucleotide messenger RNA. The record is from the annotation of a GenBank genome assembly. Lineage: Eukaryota; Metazoa; Arthropoda; Insecta; Diptera; Chironomidae.